Molecule: messenger RNA, 1961 nt
Organism: Pseudo-nitzschia multistriata
Lineage: Eukaryota; Bacillariophyta; Bacillariophyceae; Bacillariales; Bacillariaceae
Source: the annotation of a GenBank genome assembly
CUAUUAACAUUUGCAGUUUAUGAGCAACAAGGAACAUAACACGAUUCGUGACGUAUUCUCCUGCUGUAGUAAAACUCAACAUCGUAUCCAAGCWAAGAUGGAAAUACAAUUGCAAUAAUCGAUGAGUCAAUUGCAGUAAGUGAGGAUCGGAAAAAAAUUAACGAUCAGACCCRCAAUUACAAAGUUGAUUGAGUAAAAGUUGGGAAKAAUAAUUGAAAAAUGAUAGUGAUUCCAUAUUCAACGUCGUAAGAACUCUCAUGGUUCUCUUCUUCAAAAGGCAUAUUAUUAUGACCGAUUGGAUCCCACCAGRUCAACGCAUCGCAUGUUAAUACUAAAUGUCUAAGGUUAUUUGUAUCGUKAACAAUAAAUCAUAAAAAGAGAAAGGAGAUAUCAUUCUUCUCUUUAAGUCCCUGUCUCAUCUUUCUUGUMAUACCUGUGUCACGUUGGUACGGUUACUGCAAUCGAUCAAGUUUUUCUUUUCAUUGUUUUCUUCGAGUAGAACGAAAAAUCUGCCCGCUUUCCACUAAUUGCCGUCCAUCAUUACCAAACAGAAUCUUUGUCUCCGAAUGGUCUAAUUGUCAUUGAGCAAAGGUCCAUGGAACAUCACCUUCAUUUAGCAAACACUUUGAAUGACGCAAAGAAUUGGCAGACUAUGGUUCCGACAAAUGAAUCGAAUUCGAUAAGACAAGCAAAACCGGACGGGAACUGCAGUAUCGCAAACAGAGCCCAUGUAAGUCAUAUAUGAUUUUGUAAACUUGUCGCGAUGCUGUUGCCUGAAAUGUCGAUUUCCAAUUGAUAAGUAAAUCCAUGCUUGAUAUUACAGACCAUCAAUGGUCGAAGAUUAGGUCCAUUCUUGAAACAAUGACGUGAUCAUCGCUACACAGACAGCUCUGCGUGGACUAAACCCUACUCUACACGUUUUAUAUUCUAACACUAGCAAAUGGCGGAGGAACUGAACAAUAGUGCUGCAUCAUGCCUCGAGAUUGGACUCUAUAAAAGAGCUAUCGCGUCUCUGACAAGAGCUCUUGACAUUUCAAAACGUCUAGAUCAAUCGGUGAUGAGAACGUUCAGCGAAUGCAGAGACUGUACUCUGGACGCAUGCGUUUCUCGAUCUCAAUCCCAACUACCGUUGGUAAUUCAGUCCCAACUCACAACUCAAAGGGKCGAUGAUCUUAUAAAUAGAUGCAAUAUCUCUGGAAAACCUAUUCGAGUCAGUGGGCAUGGGCAUGCGACAGUGUCAACGCUAAUCGCUAUCAUUAUGUACAACCUUGCACUCGCGAGCCACYAUAUGGCCGUGAAAAUCGCCAACAACUUAGCCAAGGAAGAAACAAAAAUAAUUGAUUUCGCUCUCUCUACGUAUCGAUUCGUCUACGAGAAUCUUCUUAUCAGGGAGGACGGAACUACAUCGGCGCCCACAGAAUCGUCACCUCUUCGAAGCAUUCGCUUCGAAAUCAUAAUACUCAACAACAUUUGUCAAAUGUACCAAUUUAAUCACUUGAGAAGGAACGACAAUAAUUUUGCGUAUGAGCACUACCGCAGGCGACUGCUUUCCACCAUGAUGGUAGUCGUCGACCACAAUUUAAUGGCUACUACCUCCACCGACAAUACGGGGCUACCACAGCGCAUACAGCUAGACGAUUCUCUACGGAAUACCAUCCUCGAGAUGUUUGAAUCACGAUCUACUGCACCAACGGCCUGAGCAAUGGGAAGUACAUAGCAGCAACCGUGUGGACAUGCUGCUACUAUAUGAACCGGUUUCCAAUUAUGUAAAACGUGGGGGGACGGUUGGAGUAUAGAGUCGGUGAUCCGAGAGUGAAAGUAUGAAGCAAACRAAACAAAAGAACGAAGCAGCACUUCGUUUUGUGUCUUCUCRKCGUCGAAUCUUGAGCGCUCUUCCAACAGGGGAAAUGUAAAAUUGAAUCUAUAUCUAAACACUGAUAGUAUAAAAGUUGCACAAAUAA